AACUGUUAUUGGUUAGCUCUGACUCCCGCAAGCCCUGUCAUUGGUCACCGUUGAAUUUCUGCACGCUCCUUGACCCGGAAGUACAGAUGGCCUACUGUAUUCAAACUCAUAACGGGAAGAAUUUGUGUUUCGCUGGCAGCAAAACGCAGGAAAGUGCUCGUCGCAGGAGCGUCGAAUAACGGUUCUGAAGGAGUGAAUUGUCGUGAAAUGAAAGGAUCAUGAUGGAGGGACACCGGCGGGGCAGAGAGCAAGUGACGAUGGACGAGCUGCCGGAGCUUUACUCUGUCCUGAGAGGAGAGGUUGCAUCCGUCACAGCUUAUGGGGCCUUUGUGAAGAUUCCCGGCUGCAGGAAGCAAGGUCUGGUCCACAAGAGCGAAAUGUCCUCGUGUCGUGUGGAGAACCCCUCCGAGAUCGUGGACGUGGGAGAGCAGGUGUGGGUUAAAGUCAUUGGCCGAGAGAUACAGGACGACAAGGUCAAGCUCUCAUUUUCAAUGAAAGUUGUCAAUCAAGGGACGGGGAAGGACCUGGACCCCAACAACGUGAUCUUGGAACAGGAUGAGAGGAAGCGGAGGCAGUUCAGGGACUUUGCCAGUCAGAAGAUAACGCUGGAAGCUGUUCUCAAUACCACAUGCAAGAAGUGUGGCUGCAGGGGCCACUUUGCCAAGGACUGCUUCUCCCAGCCGGGCCUGCAGUACAGCCUGGUGCCGGAGGACGAGGGCGCUGCCGCGGAGCCGUCGGGACAGUCCACACACGCACAGCUGCAUGGGACAAAGAAGGAAAAGAAAACAAAGAAGAUGAAGAGGAAGAGGGACAAUAAGCAGAGCUCCGACAGUGACAGUAACGAUGGACACACUGCUCCCAAGAAGCGGUGCUUUGCCGCUGAUCCAGGUGCCGCAGAGGAGAGGAAGAGGAGGAAGAGGAAGAAGAAGGAGAAGAAGAAGCACAAGAAGGAGAAACACAGGUCUCACAGAAAGCAGGAGUGAGAGUGUGACUCCACCUCCCUAUUGGACAGUCCUGAGAACACAUGCUCGAACCCCCAGCACCGAAACACUGUGAGAACACAGUGAAACAUACAGUAAAAUACAGUGAAAUUCAGGCCUGGCUCAUGUUUUUUCGUUUUGAAAUGUGUUAUUAAAAAUGUG
Messenger RNA from Scleropages formosus (Asian bonytongue), 1142 nucleotides. RefSeq names its product zinc finger, CCHC domain containing 17 (gene zcchc17). The record is from RefSeq and is a predicted model, not a curated record. Lineage: Eukaryota; Metazoa; Chordata; Actinopteri; Osteoglossiformes; Osteoglossidae. Gene Ontology annotation, biological process: RNA stabilization. The transcript has 8 exons. Bases 219 to 983 code for a protein of 254 amino acids. Gene Ontology annotation, molecular function: RNA binding; zinc ion binding.